AUGACCAAGAGAGAAGAAGAGAUGAAAUCUACAGAGCUUCACUGGUCAGAGAUCUGCACCGAUGCAUUGCAACUGAUCUUCGAAAGCUUGAACUUUCUAGAUUUCCACCGAGCGAGAACAGUUUGUUCGACCUGGUACUCUGCACUGAAAUCACGCAUCGCAGCAUCUGGAAACAGGUAUCCAUGGCUGAUUACUUUCCCGGAAAAAUUCUCCAUCUCGGAAUCGUGUAGCCUCUUCGAUCCUGUAGAAGACAAGACCUACGAGACGAACGAUCUCGGCGACGAGCUAUCAGAGAGCCGUUGCGUCGCGAGCUACGGCAAUUGGCUGCUGUUGCUUAGCCCUCGUCUCGAUUUCUCCGUCGUGAACGUGUUCACCGCCGAAAGAUUCGACCUUCCGUCUCUCUCGCUAUCGCCCAAAAUCGGUGUAUCGAGAUUCCGAAGAAAGUACGAUGGAGAUCUAAUCCUCGAACACUCUCGCAGGAAUCGUGAAGCUAUCAUCAACAGGUAUAUCAAUACGGCUGUUUUGUGGGUUGAUGGAAAAACCAAAGCUUUUUCGGUUUUUUGGAUUUACAACGAUCUCUACUUGUUCUCUUACAAGAAAGGAGAUGACUUUUGGUGGCAUCUUCAAGGUAUCAAGUGUUUAGCUAUGGCUUACAAGGACCAAAAGCUUUUUGUUUAUAAUGAUCAUUACAUCAUGGUUCUUGAUUACUCUGGUGAUUUACCUAAUGAGAUCGUUGAAGCAAACCCGUAUCUGAAUCAUCCGUUUGAGUAUGUUCCGCAACUUUGGGAAUACAUUUGGAAGAGGAGAUUAGCGAUCACGGUUUCAGGAGAUGUUCUAAUCAUUGUGAGCUUAAAAGGAUUCCCUGAGAACCAAGAGAAACGUUUGUUCUACAUCUUUAAGAUGAAUCUUCAAGGCCACGAGUGGGAACGAGUAGAUUCUCUGGGCGAUGAGAUGUUGGUUUUUGGUGAUGGGUUGACAAUAGUAGCUAAAGAUGAUAUUGGUGGUGGAGGAAUCAGCAAGAGGGAUUCAAUCUGUUUCGUUGCUGAUGAUGUUUGGCCUCCAAAGUUAUGUACAGAGUUUCAAAGUUGUGCCGGUGUUUUUGAUCUUGCCACAACCGAAAUAAGCUGGUCUCUAUCUCCUUUUGGCUGCUCCAACACUCGCUGGUUUGUUCCAGGAUCUGAUAAACAAUGA
Molecule: messenger RNA, 1191 nt
Organism: Eutrema salsugineum
Lineage: Eukaryota; Viridiplantae; Streptophyta; Magnoliopsida; Brassicales; Brassicaceae
Product: putative F-box protein At2g33200
Molecular function (GO): protein binding
Source: RefSeq, a predicted model, not a curated record